Molecule: messenger RNA, 360 nt
Organism: Thlaspi arvense
Lineage: Eukaryota; Viridiplantae; Streptophyta; Magnoliopsida; Brassicales; Brassicaceae
Source: the annotation of a GenBank genome assembly
AUGGCGUACCUCUAUACUGCUAGAAACAACCUCAUCUUCGAAAGAAAAAGCUUCCCAGCACAGGCUAUCCCAGCAAAAGCUCUAUUGGAGGCAAAAAUCUGGCAUUCGGCUAACCUCUUACUAGCAAUAACCCAACCAAGACAUCGAUCGUCCGAAAAGAAACUCUCAAUUCCUCCAGUCUCGACUUGUUUUACAGAUGAAGCAUGGAGGGAAGACACUAAAAUCGGAGGCAUGGGAUGGAUCCUAAAAGAUCCAGGAGGAAGCACAAUCCGGGAAAAUACCUCUGCUAGGAACUUUGUAGCCUCACCCCUUGUUGCAGAAGCCCUAGCGAUUCUGGCAGGCCUCCGCGAAGCCAUCUAG